AUGAGCACCGUGCCCAACGAACGCCUCAAUUUAUUGCUCAAGAUUUACGAGCCAUUCUCUAAGCUAGACAAGGACAGCAUCGAAUACCGAGAGCUGUCAGAGUCUGGCAAAGUCUGGGAGGAUUACUUCCAGCCGGGAGACAGUGAGAGAUAUGGAUAUCUCAAAGCACAAAAGGAGGGCAAGCCGUUACUGGAUGCGAUCGAUUGCUUCCGGGAUGCCAUGAAAACUCCGGUUACGGGCCUUGCGAAAGACAUGGUCCAUAGCUUCGCGCUGCAAUCCGUGCAGAUCGAGAACAACCAAAUGUCGGUCACCCAGGCUGGAAAACUGGACGAGUACCUACGCCAAAAUGUCCUUUCACGUUACCCGUUGAGCGAGAUGUCUGCCGCAGAAAUUUCGAAGAUCUCGCUUCCAGAUGUCAAGUUUCUGUUCCCGAAGACACAUGUGAAUCAGAUUAAUGAGUUGCGCAACCACCUCGUGGCGUCGCACUGGAUCGCGGAGACGUCCCCCGCCAAGGCUGGUACCGGUUUCGACGAGGAUGAGAUCCAGAACCUCGCCGCUCUGACGAUGAGAGAUCUCGGCUACGGUGAUUAUUAUCUGGCGCCAUUCGGCCCCAGGGUGAAAUUUGGCGAGUAUCGAUCAACCCCAAUUGGCGUCAGCAGCAACCCCAUGAGAGUCUUCCCGUACCACGACGAAGUUCCCGGCUGCAUGGAAAGGUUCUUCAAGUGGCGUCAAACAGCACAAAACGAGGGCAAGCUGCACCCGAUUAUCCUUGCGUGCCAGAUAGUCGCCUACUUUUUGCACAUACACCCGUUCCCCGACGGCAACGGUAGGGUAUCUAGGAUGAUUAUGCAGGAUUACAUGCUUCGACGCGGCUAUCUCCCUGUUUACUUGCAAGCGCUGCAGCCCGGGGAGUAUCGGAAGAUGAUUUCGGAUGCGCAGGAUGGACACCCCGAGCAAUUCGUGAAUCGGGUUCUUACGUCUCAGCUCGAACAACUGACCACGUUGAAAACGGAGGAGUUGAUGUAG
Messenger RNA from Scedosporium apiospermum, 1026 nucleotides. RefSeq names its product Fic/DOC family protein. The coding region runs from base 1 to 1026 and encodes 341 amino acids. The transcript has 2 exons. The record is from RefSeq and is a predicted model, not a curated record. Lineage: Eukaryota; Fungi; Ascomycota; Sordariomycetes; Microascales; Microascaceae.